AUGGCCUUCUCCUGCUUGAUUCUAGCAGUGCUCCUGUCUUGUGCCAUUCCGUCUUGUGAGGGGCAGUGUCGGAGCACCUGUGUUGGACAAGAGAGCGGAGGACAAUUUCCCCUGUGCGGAGACUGCACCAGGUACAUUGUGUGUGUCAACCAGAUUGGAAUCAUCAUGCAGUGCCCCUUUGACUGGGAGUGGAGCGUGGCGACAAUGGAGUGUACCUCUCCGCAAUUGGCUCAGUGCAGUCCUAUAACCACUCCUACAACCAGCCCUACAACCAGUCCUACAACCAGCCCUACAAUCAGUCCUACAACUAGCCAUACAACCAGUCCCACAAUCAGUCCUACAACCAGUCCUACCACCAGCCCUACAAUCAGCCCUACCACCAGCCCUACAACCACUCCUACAACUAUGAUGAUUCCUGCAACCAGCCCUACAACCAGCCCUACAACCAGUCCUACAACCAGUCCUGCAACCAGCCCUACAACCAGCCCUACAACCAGCCCUACAACCAGCCUUACUACUAGUCCUACAACCAGCCCUACAACCAGCCCUACAACCAAACCCACAACCAGCCCUACAACCAACCCUACAACCACUCCUACAACCAACCCUACAACAAGUCCUACAACAAGUCCUACAACAAGUCCUACAACAAGCCCUACAACCAGUCCUACUACCAGUCCUACAACCAGCCCUACAACCAAAACCAGCCCAACAACCAGACCUACAACCAGCCCCACAACCAGUCCUACAACCAGCCCUACAACCAGUCCUACAACCAGCCCUACAACCAGUCCUACAACCAGCCCUACAAUCAGUCCUACAACUAGCCAUACAACCAGUCCCACAAUCAGUCCUACAACCAGUCCUACCACCAGCCCUACAAUCAGCCCUACCACCAGCCCUACAACCAGUCCUACAACCAGCCCUACAACCAGUCCUACAACCAGCCCUACAAUCAGUCCUACAACUAGCCAUACAACCAGUCCCACAAUCAGUCCUACAACCAGUCCUACCACCAGCCCUACAAUCAGCCCUACCACCAGCCCUACAACCAGUCCUACAACUAGCCCCACAGCCAGUCCUACAACCAGUCCUACAACCAGUCCUACAACAAGUCCUACAACUAGUCCUACAACCAGUCCUACAACCAGCCCUACAACCAGUCCAACAACCAGUCCUACAACUAUGACGAUCCCUACAAUCAGCCCUACCACCAGCCCUACAACCAGUCCUACAACUAGCCCCACAGCCAGUCCUACAACCAGUCCUACAACCAGUCCUACAACAAGUCCUACAACUAGUCCUACAACCAGUCCUACAACCAGCCCUACAACCAGUCCAACAACCAGUCCUACAACCACUCCUACAACUAUGACGAUGUGUGUAACCAGCUGUGUUGGAGUUGUGAGUGGCACCUAUCAGUCGUGUGAUACGUGUACUGGUUUCAUAAUAUGCAUUGCAAAUGUUCUCUAUAACAAUCCGUGUCCGACAGUUGACGGACAAGUUCUUGUAUGGGAUGAUAAACUGAAGACAUGCGAACUUACGUCAAACACUUGUACAGAAACCAGCCCAACAACCAGACCUACAACCAGUCCAACAACCAGUCCUACAACCAGUCCUACAACCAGCCCUACAACCAGCCCUACAACCAGUCCAACAACCAGUCCUACAACCAGUCCUACAACCAGCCCUACAACCAGUCCUACAACCAGCCCUACAACCAGCCUUACAACCAGCCCUACAACCAGCCCUACAACCAGCCCUACAACAAGUCCUACAACCAGCCCUACAACCAGUCCUACAACCAGCCCUACAACCAGCCUUACAACCAGCCCUACAACCAGCCCUACAACCAGUCCUACAACCAGUCCUACAACCAGUCCUACAACCAGUCCAACAACCAGUCCUACCACCAGCCCUACAACCAGUCCUACAACCAGUCCUACAACAAGUCCUACAACCAGUCCCACAACCAGCCCUACAACCAGCCCUACAACCAGUCCUACAACUAGCCCUACAACCAGUCCAACAACCAGUCCUACAACCACUCCUACAACUAUGACGAUUCCAACAACGAGUCUUACAACUAGUCCUACAACCAGUCCUACAACCAGCUCUACCACUAGUCCUACCACCAGCCCUACAACCAGCCCUACAACCAGCCCUACAACAAGCCCUACAACCAGUCCUACAACCAGCCCUACAACCAGCCCUACAACAAGCCCUACAACAAGCCCUACAACCAGUCCAACAACCAACCCUACAACCAGUCCUACAACCAGCCCUACAACCAGCCCUACAACCAGCCCUACAACAAGCCCUACAACCAGUCCAACAACCAACCCUACAACCAGUCCUACAACCAGCCCUACAACCAGCCCUACAACCAGCCCUACAACCAGCCCUACGACCAGUCCAACAACGAGUCUUACAACCAGUCCUACAACCAGCCCUACAACCAGCCCUACCACUAGCCCUACAACCAGUCCUACAACCAGCCUUACAACCAGUCCUACAACCAGUCCUACAACAAGUCCUACAACAAGCCCUACAACCAGCCCUACAACCAGUCCUACAACCAGCCCUAUAACAAGCCCUACAACCAGUCCUACAACCAGUCCUACAACAAGUCCUACAACAAGUCCUACAAUCAGUCCUACAACCAGUCCUACAACCAGUCCAACAACAAGCCCUACAACCAGCCCUACAACCAGUCCUACAACCAGUCCUACAACAAGUCCUACAACCAGCCCUACAACAAGCCCUACAACCAGCCCCACAACCAGUCCUACAACCAGUCCUACAACCAGUCCUACAACAAGCCCUACAACAAGCCCUACAACCAGCCCUACAACCAGUCCUACAACCAGCCCUACAACAAGCCCUACAACCAGCCCCACAACCAGUCCCACAACCAGUCCUACAACCAAUUGCAGCACUGCCAGAAAGGAUGUCGUGUUCAUCCUUGACAUAUCUACCAGCAUCACCGCGAGUGAUUUCGUGGUGUAUAAGCAGUUUGUUGCUGAUGUUGUAGAUACGUUCACAAUUCAAAACGCAAACGUUCGCGUUGGAGCAGUAUCAUUCUCCGACUCGGGCGAUAAGGAGAUAGAACUGGACGACUACCAAAGUAGCAAAAGCGACUUGAAAGAUGCUAUUUUGGAUAUCGACCGAGGAGACUCAUCUCGAAACACAGCCGCCGCUCUCCUCGAGGCAAGAACAAACAUAUUCACGGAAGACGGGGACCGUGCCAAUGCAGACAAUGUAGCAAUCUUGUUCACCGUCGGGAUGUCGCGAAAUGCUGUGGCAACACGUAAUCGAGCUAAUCAACUGAAAGGAAUAGCUGAGGUGUUCGCCGUAGGAAUAGGUCUUACAGACACUUCGGAGAUUGAAGCCAUUGCAUCUACCCCCACUGCCGACCAUGUGUUCACGGUUGAUGAUUUCUCAUCUGUCUCCUCCCUUCUUGAUGCACUUGCAAUGACAACAUGUGACCCUUGCUCGCCAGUCUGCACAGCCUCACAAAAAUGCAAUCGACCCACGAACACGUGUACAGCUCCAGCUCUGCAAGGGUCAUCCUCUAUGGGAACGUGUCGAGUUACUUGUGAUGGGGUUGCAGGAACCAACACGUUUGCUUACUGUGGAGAGGUGAACAGAUAUCUUGUCUGUGAUGGCAACACCUCCACUAUCCGCCAGUGCGACUCCAAUGCCCUAUACAACCCUCAGUCACAAACCUGUGAGAAUAGCCCUGGUGUAGCCUGUAUAUUCAGCUGUACUGGAGUGGCAGAUGGGGAGUAUCAAUCCUGCUUCACCUGCACAAGCUACAUCACCUGUUCAGGAGGGUCUUCGCACACAACGACGUGUCCUGCUGAACAGGGCAAUGGUCAGUACUGGGACGACGUCAGUAAGUCCUGUGAGGACACCACCACCACCUGCUUCCAGACGAUCCCUGCGACAGCAACAACUACUGGUCCUGUUUCACCUACAGCUAACAAUCUCACACAGACGGAAUGUAUCACCAGCUGUACCUCUCUUCCCAACGGCAACUACCAGUCCUGUGCGAGGUGCGACUCCUACAUAGCCUGCAACUGGAACAAACCCUACCUCAUGAACUGUCCAUCUGGCCUGUGGUGGGAUGAUGUCCUCAAAACCUGCACCAGACAAUCACAAACUUGUACAAACUGAUAUUUGUAUUAGAGUAAACUACGGUUAUAAUGAACACGCUUAUAACGAACUAACGGAUAUAACGAACUAACUUUUUUGUCCCGACUAUUUGCUGUAGUUAUAUUGUAUAUAUGCUUAUAACGAAUUACGGUUAUAACGAACUAAAAUUAGUAGUCCCUUUGAGUUCGUUAUAACCGUAGUUUACUGUACUUUCACUUCAGUUAUUGUAAAGGGUCUGCAUCCAAUGUUAUCUAUUGUAUUGCAGUAAACUUCGGUUAUAACGAACUCGAAGGGACCACUAAUUUUAGUUCGUAAUAACCGUAGUUCGUUAUAGGCCUAUAUACAGCAUUUAUAUAACAAAUGGUUAUAUCGGUCAGUUCGUUAUAAGCGUGUUCGUUAUAAACGUAGUUUCUUGCACUUCAAAAUCUUGUCAUUCUCAAGGAUCUAUACCCUAUGCCCCAUCCUAUUCAUAUAAUCACUGGUCCCUCCUACAUCGUAUUCAGAAACAUAGUUAUUUAGAAUGUAUUCAUAACGUGUUUCAUUCAAUGGUAGUUCGAAGGAACUUUUGCUUGUUGGUAAAUCACCUUUCUACCGGGCCCGACACGUGUAGAUUGUUACCAGAUCCUUUCGCAAUGUUGCCAAGGACAACUUGUCAACUCAGCGGCUGUCGAAUGGUUCCCGGAAAGGGUAGACUGGGGAAAUGACUUUUUUUCGUAAAAUGAUCAUGUAUGAUACCUAUGGAGCCUACUAUCAAAGAAAUAAAGUGAGUCAACUAUUUCUUC
Messenger RNA from Haliotis rufescens (red abalone), 4940 nucleotides. Its product is annotated as mucin-5AC-like. NCBI's taxonomy places the organism in Eukaryota, Metazoa, Mollusca, Gastropoda, Lepetellida, Haliotidae. Gene Ontology annotation, molecular function: chitin binding. Bases 1 to 4179 code for a protein of 1392 amino acids. The record is from RefSeq and is a predicted model, not a curated record. Gene Ontology annotation, cellular component: extracellular region. The transcript is spliced from 11 exons.